AUGUUUUUAAAAGAAUGUAACGUAGAUCCAUUUUUGGAAGCAGUCACUAUAGCAAGUGCUUGCAACUUAGCAUUUAGAAGAAACUUCCUCAAGCCAGACACCAUAGGUAUUAUUCCUAUAGGUGGUUAUCGUCUUGCCGAUAACCAAUCUGCAAAGGCUCUACAGUGGUUGGCUUUGGAAGAGGACAAAAGAAAUGUGAGGAUUCAACAUGCUGGCAACAGUCGAGAAUUUAAAAUUCCAGGCAUUGGAAAGGUUGACGGGUUUGAUGGAGAAAUAGUUUAUGAAUUUUAUGGUUGCUAUUUCCAUGGAUGUCCGAAAUGUUUUCCAUAUAAAAGAAAAGAACCUCUUCAAGAUGAUCUAUCAGACAGUUUACACUUGCGGUACGAAAGAACCAUAGAAAGAACAGGAAGGAUACGACAGCAGUUUGAUGUAAUAGAUAUGUGGGAGUGUGAAUUUGAUGAUUUGAAGAAGAGAAAUAAAUUGCAAUAUCUUAACAAUAUCCCGAUUCUAAACACAAUCCCACUAAACCCGAGGGAUGCUUUUUAUGGGGGCCGAACCGGAAACUCAAAGACAUACUAUAAGUGUAAGAAGGAAGAAGGAGAACAGAUAUUCUACGUAGACAUUUGUUCUCUCUAUCCUUGGGUCUGCAAAUACGGUAUGUUUCCUGUAGGACAUCCUACGAUAUUUGUUGGUAAUGAAGAAUGUCUAAAGAGAGGAAUGGAAGCUGAAGGACUUCUUAAAUGUAAAAUUCUACCCCCUACAAAUCUUUAUCAUCCUGUAUUACCGGUGAAAAUGAAUGAUAAAUUAAUGUUUGUCUUGUGUCGUGUGUGUGGAGAGAACUUGUCAUCUUCUGGAGAGUGUCACCAUGGAGUGGAAGAGAGAGCUUUGGUAGGAACAUGGACUAUGAUGGAAAUAAGAAAAGCUGUGGAGAAAGGCUACGUAAUUCUAGAGCGAUAUGAGUUGUGGCAAUAUGAAAUGGCUACUUUUGAAAAUGGAGGUUUAUUUACAGAAUUCAUCGACAAGUUUUUAAAAACCAAGCAAGAAGCUUCAGGUUAUCCCGACUGGUGUAAAACAGAAGAGGAAAAACAACGAUACAUAAAAGACUACUUUGACCAUGAAGGAAUUUCAUUAGAUUCUGACAAAAUCGAGAAAAAUGAAGGGAUGCGCUCACUUUCUAAACUUAUGCUCAACUCAUUUGGGGCAAGUUUGGACAGAGGCAAAACCAGACCAAAACGUUAG
This is a messenger RNA of Macrosteles quadrilineatus (aster leafhopper), 1239 nucleotides long. RefSeq lists its product as uncharacterized. Lineage: Eukaryota; Metazoa; Arthropoda; Insecta; Hemiptera; Cicadellidae. The record is from RefSeq and is a predicted model, not a curated record. Gene Ontology annotation, molecular function: nucleotide binding; DNA binding; DNA-directed DNA polymerase activity. The transcript has a single exon. Gene Ontology annotation, biological process: DNA replication. The coding region runs from base 1 to 1239 and encodes 412 amino acids.